This is a messenger RNA of Scophthalmus maximus (turbot), 1634 nucleotides long. Its product is annotated as ubiquitin-conjugating enzyme E2 L3. Bases 128 to 592 code for a protein of 154 amino acids. Lineage: Eukaryota; Metazoa; Chordata; Actinopteri; Pleuronectiformes; Scophthalmidae. The transcript has 4 exons. The record is from RefSeq and is a predicted model, not a curated record.
ACUUCCAGGCCGGUAGGGGGCGGUAGUGUGCCUGGGAGCCAGCUGUCACCCUCUCAGGACCAAAAUCAAAAGAAGUCGAGAAAGGACCGGAAAGUAACAGGAAGAACAAGAAGCGAUCGGUUCCGCGAUGACUUCGACCAUGAGACUCGACAAGGAGCUCAAUGACAUCCGCAAUUCUGGGAUGAAGCAUUUCCGCAACAUUCUAGUCGACGAAUCAAAUAUCUUCACCUGGCAAGGGCUCAUUGUUCCUGACCGUACUCCAUAUGACAAAGGAGCAUUUCGGAUUGAGAUCAUCUUCCCUGCCGAGUAUCCCUUCAAGCCGCCCAAGAUCGCCUUCAAGACAAAGAUCUACCAUCCCAACAUUGACGAGAAGGGUCAGGUCUGCCUGCCUAUCAUCAGUGUGGAUAACUGGAAGCCAGCAACAAAGGCAUGCCAAGUGAUCCAGUCUCUCAUUACACUUGUGAACAACCCUCAGCCAGAGCAUCCGCUGAGGGCAGACCUGGCAGAAGAAUACACUAAAGACCCCGCAAAAUUCAUUAAGAAUGCCGAAGAGUUCACAAAGAAGCACAGUGAAAAGCGACCUGUGGACUAACGAUACAGCUCUGACACUUACAGCUGUUGGCCUCCUUUCUGUUUCCUGUUCAAAGAGCUAACGCUGACACUCUGUUCUUAUCUCGAAACCACAGAGAUGCUCUGAUAUCUCAUACCUGCAUUGUUUUAGCACUCUGCAACCACUCCUUAAUAGAGGCAUUUGUUUUUGUUUCACAUUGCCAAGAAAAAAAAGCUGGACUUUUUGGUAAAUAGGCAGGCUCAGGACUUGAGGUGUCACCUUUUGUUCUUCAAUGACUUAUUUCAACUAAUUUCUUUUUAGAAAAGCAAGAAAAUUGUCAAAGGUGUGGGGUCCUGGGAAGUAAAAUGUGUGAAAUAAUUGAAACGCUCUUCUGCUUACUUAAAUGUUGAAUGUGUUCUCAGAUUAUUAAUUAGUUUGAUUAGUUAAUGUAGACCUGUUGACUUAUUUUUAAGCUUCCUUUUGCAAAGGUUAAAAUUGCACAGCAUUUAAUGGUGUUCUUUAUAUCUGUUCUCUUUCAUUUUCCUCUUGGUUCUGUUUUUCCCUGAAGAUGCACUGUACUCUGUGGAAUGAUGCAGAAUUUCACAAGUAAAAACAGAAGUUUAUGAAAAUGCAACAUUCACAAGUCUUUUUUUAAUUGUCUUUUUAUUUUGAGUAGUUGUGGGAGGGGGGGGGGUCCUCAGACCUCAACGAGUUGAUGAGCAUAACAAUUAUGUUAAGUAAUAUUGAUAUUAAAAUUAUGGAGCCUCAACACUGAUAAAACGAACAAUGAAAUUGUUCCAAAACCGAACUGAAUACAUCAACAAACCCUGUUGUCAUAAUCAUAUCGCAGUAGAAGUGGGGAAAAAGGAAUUAUUGUCUGAAUUUUCCUGUAGUUUUGUUAUUAACAGCUUUUGAUACCCCCCACCCCAUUUAUAUUGAUAGAUCUUGGUAAUUCCUACACACUGGUCAUUUAAUGAGUGAAGCUACUGAUGUAUUUCACACUACAGUAAGUGAGCUGUAAAACAUUGGCUUUCUCCCCUUUUUACUCUUAAAUUACAUAAUAAAGGUUGACAGCACAAUAUUA